This is a messenger RNA of Dichotomopilus funicola, 1152 nucleotides long. RefSeq lists its product as uncharacterized. The record is from RefSeq and is a predicted model, not a curated record. Lineage: Eukaryota; Fungi; Ascomycota; Sordariomycetes; Sordariales; Chaetomiaceae. The coding region runs from base 1 to 1152 and encodes 383 amino acids. The transcript has 2 exons.
AUGUUAUUAAAGCCCCUCACAUUUGCGGCGGGCCUUUCCGCCCUCCCAGCCGCCCGCGCUUUCCUUAUCCCCCCGGAAGUCAGCAAUGCCGACAUUCAGAUUGCCAACACUAUCCCGGAUGUCGGCUCGCAGGUUGCCGAGACCCAGGUCGUUGAUGUCGAAUGCCCCGGAUGCCCUAUCCUCCUCACCAGCCGUCUUGGCAUGAGCAGGCAGAUCAAGAUCGACCGGCCGAGCCAUCUAGAGUUGGCCUUCUCUAUCGACCAUCAGCCCGGCCAAGAUCGCCUUCUCCUCAACGGCUUCGAGUUGUACCCCGUCACCGAUGUGCUUCACACAGCGCUGACCGCGCCACAAGUGGUUGAGCGUGGGCAGGAAGGUGGGGAGGAACCGAAGUUGGAGGGCGUCAAGAAGCACCGGAGGAUCACGCCUCAACCUCAAAAACUAGGGUUUGCCAUCCGUACAUCACCGCCCCAGAAGGACGCCGAAGGGCAAUUCGAGUUGGUAGAAGUAGACAUGCAGAUUAUCCAAGUCGGCCCCGCUUUCAUCGACGACAUCCCCAGCAUCAAGGUCAAAUUGAUCAAGGACCACGAGGGACGGCUGCUCAUGUCGCAGAUCGACAAGACCGAAGCCAACGAGUUUGCCAAGGCCAUCGGGAGCAGCAGGAAGGAGUUUGCUUCCGCUAUCUCUAGGUGGCUCGCUCUCGCCCGUGAGAAGGUCAAGGGUUUCAAGGGCCUCAAGGGUUUUGGCCACUGCCACAAGACUGCCGCCAAGCCUGCUCACUUGGUCGAGGCCCCUCACGCCCAUGCUACUCACGAUGCCAACUGGCGUGCCAACUAUGAGCAACACCGCUGGAGCAAGUUGUUCAAACACAUGGCCUCCCACAUCCUGCUUCCUGUUCUCAUCGGUAUCGUGGCCGGUGUCAGUGCUAGCUUGAUUGGCAUGGUUGUCGGAACCGUCGUCGUUUCCGUCUGGCGCUUUUUCUUCCGCCGCAACAGCAGCACCCACGGUCGCCGCCGCCGCCACUCUUUGCGCAAGGCCGCUCGCCAGGAGGCCGCCUAUUCUGAUGAGAAGGCUGGCUUGAUGAACUACCAGGACGAGCCCCCCGCUUACCAGCAGUCGGAGGAGGAGACGUUGAUCGAGACGGCGAAGAUCUAA